Messenger RNA from Lasiosphaeria miniovina, 2460 nucleotides. Its product is annotated as kinase-like domain-containing protein. Gene Ontology annotation, biological process: protein phosphorylation; chromosome segregation. The transcript has a single exon. NCBI's taxonomy places the organism in Eukaryota, Fungi, Ascomycota, Sordariomycetes, Sordariales, Lasiosphaeriaceae. Gene Ontology annotation, cellular component: cytoplasm; nucleus; mitotic spindle pole body. Bases 1 to 2460 code for a protein of 819 amino acids. The record is from RefSeq and is a predicted model, not a curated record. Gene Ontology annotation, molecular function: protein serine/threonine kinase activity; ATP binding.
AUGGCGACCCUCCAGGUCCGGAAUCCGGACCUCACCAGGACGAAGUUGAAGGCGAUGGAAGAUGCAAGAAAAAUGCAGGCCCUGGUCCAGGACGAAUGCAAGAAGGCUGAGAAGGACGCUCCUCCAUACUUAUUGCAGGAGCUGAUUGGAAAAGGGAGCUUUGGUCGCGUUUACAAGGCAACUGACCUAGGCUCAAAGUCGGUCGUGGCGGUCAAGAUCAUCGACAUUGAAGAGAGUGACACACUCAACCCCAAGCUGGCGGACACGUACAGCGAGUUUAUGAAGGAGAUAACCGCCCUCAAGUUGCUCAGCGACAGCGGCGCAAAGAAUAUCAAUCACAUCCUCGGCGUCCUCCCGGUCGGGCAGGCCAUGUGGAUGGUCACCGAAUACUGCGCAGGAGGAAGUGUGGCUACCCUCAUGAAGCCGACAGCACCGGGUGGCCUACAGGAGAAAUGGAUCAUCCCAAUUCUGCGAGAGGUUGCAGAGGCCAUAUUCUGGGUGCACAAGGAAGGCAUCAUCCACCGCGACAUCAAGUGCGCCAACGUGCUUGUGACCGAGUCAGGGGGGGUGCAGCUCUGCGACUUUGGCGUCGCAGGUGUCAUCGAGACUAAACUCGACAAACGUUCAACCUUCAUCGGGACGCCUCACUGGAUGGCGCCGGAGCUCUUCGACUCGGUGCCGUCGUACAGCACACCGGUUGACAUCUGGGCGCUUGGGUCUCUUGUCUACGAGGUCGCCUCAGGUCUUCCUCCCAACGUCAUGUCGGGGUUUAAUAUCCCCCAGCUUGGCAACUAUAUCAAGAGCCAUGCGCCCCGCCUAGAGGGAGACUCGUACUCGCCAGAAAUUAAGGAUCUCGUGGCCUUCUGUCUGGUCGAGGACCCAGCGAAGCGGCCGACAAUCGAGCAAGUACAGCGCCAUCCCUACAUCUUCAACACGAGCGCUAAAUACCCGACGUCGAUGCUUGCCAAUCUUGUUAAGGGCUACCGAUUGUGGGAAGCACAGGGCGGAAUCCGAAAGUCCCUAUUUGCUCCCGUUGGUGCUCAGGGCCCUUCCGACUACUCGUCCACUGCCAUGGCAAAUGACGAGUGGAACUUCAGUUCAACAGUUGAUUUCGACCGGGUGGUGAUGAAUACCGACGCACAGGCCGUCUAUGAUGUCUAUGGAUCAAACGUCGACUUUGACUUUGCGGAGCAACUCCCUCGACCAGCGAAGCCAAAGUCAAGGCGGCGGCAACCCCCUCAACUGCAGGCCGUAAAGGCUCCUCUUGAGAAGCUCUUUGACCCUAAUACAAUUUCCAACUACGAUGAAAACUCGCGCGCAUACUACGGCAAACCAGCAGCCCCGCCAACCUCUGAUCUUCCAUUGAGGGACGAUUCCCUCCACUCCACCCUCCGAGAGUCGCUGAUCGACCUGGACGCGUCUCUCCAUGGCAGUGGCAAACUUUCUCAGUUCGUCGACAUGGACACCAUCAAGGCGGGCUUGCGAGCUCCGAACGACUCGGCGUCGGAAGAGGUUAUUGAUUUCAACAAGCCGCCGUUGAGCGACCCGGCGGACCAUAACAUCAACCGCCGCACCCAGGACUGGAAAUUCCCAGCCAUGGCCCCUCCCGCUUCAGCCAACCCUGAGAUGUCGCGCUUCCCGUUUCACGAGGAGCGCCCUAGCAUAACCCCUAGCUCAGCUGGCCGACCUGCUCUGAUUCACCACCCUACCGAUCCCCUCGGCUUUCACUCACAGGGUUAUGACCUUAUGCCGCCUAAGCCUCGGGAUAAUCGCGUUUCUGUAGGCAGCUUGAUCGACCUUGACGAGGGUCUGCCGAUGCCAGAGCUCACCCGGCCAUCCACAGCGAACUCGGAUGCGGCCUCGGUCAGCGGGUCGGAUAUUGGAGGAGCGAACCCCUUUGACCUUGAGCGUCAUGCGUCGUUCUACCAACCCAUGCAAUCAACAGGCGGCCGUGAACCAUCUAUCUACAUCUCGGACGAUAGCGACUUUGCUCGCCUGGUCAAGGCGUCAGAGGAGCGACCCGUGAUGCCCGACUUCCCAGCCGUCGAUAGCAGCCGGUCGCAUGAACGUGCAGAUAGCUAUGACGACAGAUACACAGCAAGCGAGUACCUUGACACGGAAUACAUGACCAUGGGCGGACGCCGGUCCCGUUCGCAACCCCGGACGCAGCAACCGGGGCUGCAGCAGCAACAGGAUGUGCAGCAGCGGCAGCGGCCACGGCAGUCGCCCCCUAGAGGCGGCAUGGAUGGCAUCGGGCUGCCAGCCCUUCCAGAGCCCCCUUCAGCGAGGGUGAUGGAGGGGAUGGCAAGUCGUGAGGAAGUGCGUGACGAUUUCAUGCGCCUCCUCUCCAGCUUUUCCGAUCACCUCAACUUUGUGAGCAAACACGUAGCUUCGCUCUCGGUGGUGCAGCAGACAGGCCGGCGAGAAAGCGACCCGCCACCCCCUUAUUCGUCUCGGUAG